Parasteatoda tepidariorum (common house spider) is the source of this 1118-nucleotide messenger RNA. RefSeq names its product leukocyte receptor cluster member 1 homolog. Lineage: Eukaryota; Metazoa; Arthropoda; Arachnida; Araneae; Theridiidae. The record is from RefSeq and is a predicted model, not a curated record.
AUACAAUCAAUGAAUCAAUCAAAUCUGUUUACUUAUUGCUGAGUGUUUUGCUGUGUUUACUCCCGAAGCGUUUAGAUGAAACUUGGUUAUAUUUUCUUCAUUACAUAAAUUAUUAAAUCAAAAAAAGAUACUAAAUAAUUGACAUUUAGUAGUUUUAUGAAGUGUUAUUUACAGAACUUUGAGUCGCCUUGUUGAAGAUGAAUAUUCUACCCAAGAAAAGCUGGCAUGUGCGUACUAAACGCAAUAUUGAAAGAGUACGCCGUGAUGAAGCUAAAGCUGCUGAAGAAGAAAAAGAACUGAAACGUCGAAUUCGUCUUGCGGAGCAAGAAGCCAGGACAGAUCUAUUGCGAAAGAAAGCUAAAUCUGAUACAUCCUUAACAGGGUCUGAUAAUGAAAUACCAUUUACAAGAUCUAACACUGAAUCUUCAAAAAUUUAUGAUGCCAAUAAACACAUUAAUUUUUUCCAAGAAAUGGAGGAUGCUGGUGGAUACAGUGGAGGUGUUAAUAAAGAACAUGAAGAAGAAGAGAAAGCUCGGAAAGAAAAAUAUGAAAAGGACAUUGGGUUACUGACUUACUUAGGCCAAAGUUCUUUAGAAGCAAAAGGCGAAGCUCCUUGGUAUCUCAAGUCUAGUUCUGCUGUGUUGUCACCAGAUGGGAAAGAAGAAACACCGCAUUCAAAACAAAAAUCUAGAAUUGAUCCCUUAGUUGAAAUGAAUAAAUUCUUGUCAAUGAAACAGAAACAAUCAGAUGGUAAAGUAACAUAUAUACAUGAAAAGGAGAAAUCAAAUACCAGUAAUAAUUCAAGCAAAAAUGAGUCACCUCCCAAGAAGCUCUCCAAAAUAGAAGAGCUUAGAGCAAAACGUCUGAAAAGAGAAGCAGAAGAGAAAAGAAAGUCACAACAAUUUUUGGAACACCUUAGUAAAGGUACCUCUAAAACAGAUGAAGUCAUUCUUGAUGAUAGAGCUAGAAAAUACAACUCCCAAUUUAAUCCUCAUCUAGCCAGAAAUAAUUUGUAUACCAGAGAAUAUUAAUGAAUACAAAGAACAUUCAUUAUUUGUAUAAUUUGUACAUGUCUGAUGUAAAUAUUUGAGAUCAAUAUAUUUUUAUUGUACCAUGUU